Molecule: messenger RNA, 2713 nt
Organism: Oreochromis aureus
Lineage: Eukaryota; Metazoa; Chordata; Actinopteri; Cichliformes; Cichlidae
Product: GTPase IMAP family member 7-like
Exons: 4
Coding region: 1714-2625 (303 amino acids)
Molecular function (GO): GTP binding
Source: RefSeq, a predicted model, not a curated record
GUCAGAGGAAGUGGUAUGCGCGCGCUCUACUGUAGCUCGGCUUUAGAGAAGCUGUGGAAGGAAAGCAGAGGAUGGCGGGCCGCACACCGCAUGAGGCCAGGAUGUUGAAGAGGUGGUGGUUAGGAUGGAGGCGGUCCUUUAUAAUCGCCCUGGCUCUGGAGACAUCUUGAGCUGGCAAUUAAGUCCAGGGAGGAGAGUGGACAGCCGAUCACCUUCUCUGCAGUUCUGAUGACCCUCUGGAGUCUCUUCUUGUCAGCUGUUGUGCAACCAGCGUACCACACUGGGAUGGCGUGCACCAGCACACUCUCGAUAGUGGCUCAGUAGAAGGACACUAGGAGGUCGGUCUGCAGCCUGUUCCAUCUCAGAGCUCUCAGGAAAUGGAGGCGCUGCUGGGCUUUGUUCACCAGGCUGAUGUGUUUGUGGACCAACAUAGGUCCUCAGAUAUGUGGGUGCUGAGGAACUUAAAGGAGGGCACCCUCUCCACAUAGUCACCUUUUAUGGAGAGGGGAGGGGGAUCAGUUCUUGUUCUGCAGAAGUCUGUCAGAGUUUUACCCCUGAUGCUGCUGGAUAAACAGAAACUCGCUCAGGAACGACGUCACACAGAGCUCAAGUUUUCACUGGCGAGAGGGAAGCAGUUGUCUCCAACCCACUUCAACUUGCUCUCCCCCUGCAGGUUGUUUUUAUUGGUUACACACAUGAAUAUUCAUAAAGCUUGUUGCUGUAUCACCUAAGAGAAAUUACUAUAUCUGGUUACAAAGUGUAAUUGUGCAAGCAUGGUUAUACAAUGUGUGUGGUUAUAUGAUUGGAGUGCAGCUCUCCCAGGAUGCUGUCGGUAGCUUGUCCCAGCCAGGUGGCUUCCUUCAUUGAGUAGAAUCUGUUCUUCUCAAGGCUGCUUGUUCCCCUUAUCGAGGUCAUGCACGUACUCAUAUUUCUGGGUUACAUAGAGAACAAACAGAAGCAUCCUAGCUUUUUAAAUGGCAACCUACAACACAUACAUUAAACCUAACAAGGACCAUGACCACUUCCUUUGUUUUCUUGGUGUUUAGGGUGAGGUUAUUGUAGCUACACCAUUCAGUCAGUCGCUGGACCUCAUCUCUGUAGGCGGUGCCAUCAUCGUUGGUGAUGAGCCCCAUCAGAGUGGUGUCGUCUGCAAAUUUGAUGAUGAUGAUGUUGCAGGGGUGCGUGGGGGUGCAGUCACUGGUGUUGAUGGUGUAUAGGAGAGGACUCAGCACACAUCCCUGCGGUGAGCCAGUGCUGAGUUACAGGGUGGAUGAUCUCUGGUUGCCUGACUGAUUGUGAUCGGUCUGUCAGAACGUUUUUGAUCCAUGCACAUGUGGAGGGGGAGUCCAAGUUUACCAGCUUGUGUAUAAGGAUGUCUGUGAUGAUGGUAUUGAAGCUGAAAAUCAAUGAAGAGCAUCCUUACUGAUGUCCCAGCAUCCGUGAUGAACAGCUAACUGUGGUUCAGGCUGGUAAAAGCUCCUGUGACUGUUUGUGACUGUUAUAUAUUAAUAACUCUUCUGUCUGUCACACAUGAAACAUGUUUAAACUGCUCCAAAUGUUACAUGUGGACUGGUACGUGUAUCAGCAUCAUUACAGGUUCUUCAGACUGAGCAUGCUCAGAUCCUGCUGACCUCACUGCAGUCACACAGGAAGAAAACGUUUGUAAAGCUGAGAAACUCAAAGUGUCUUUAUUCAUCUGUGUGAACAGGACAGAUGAGGAGAAGGAGUAAGGACGACCCUCCGAGCUUUUCAGACCUCAGGCUGGUUCUGGUUGGGAAGACUGGAGCAGGGAAGAGCUCCAGUGGAAACACCAUCCUGGGAAUAGACGCCUUCAGAGCAGCAGCUGCUUCUGCCUCGGUGACGGCUGAGUGCUGCAAGAAGAAAGAAGAGGUGUGUGAGAGGACCAUCUCUGUGGUGGACACUCCCGGCCUCUUCGACACCACGAUGUCUGAUGACGCCGUGACGAGGGAGAUCUCCAAAUGCAUCAACAUGUCGGCCCCGGGGCCCCACGCCAUCCUGCUGGUCAUCAGGGUGGGACACUUCUCUGAAGAGGAACGAGACGCCGUGAAGAAGGUGGAGGAGAUCUUUGGAGAGAGGGCCUGGAGGUACACCAUGAUCCUCUUCACCCACGGAGACGAAGUCAAAACAGACUUUGAUCAGAUGUUGAAGACAGCAGGAGCUGAGCUGCAGGAGGUCCUGAUGAAGGCUGGAAACAGAUACCACGUCUUCAACAAUCUCAAAGCCAACGACCGUGGUCAGGUCCUGGAUCUGCUGAAGAAGGUGGACAAGAUGGUGGCCGACAAUGAAGGACAGUAUUACUCCAACUCCACCUACCUGGAGGUGGAGAAGAUGCUGAAACAGAGAGAGUUAGAGCUCAGAGAGUUCUACGAGAAGAAGCUGACAGAGGAAACCAAAGCAGUGGAAUUAAAGUACAAGAAGAAGCUGACGGAGGCUCAGGAGGAGAAACGGCAGGUGGAGGAGGAACUGCAGUGUGAGCUCAAAGAGCUGAGGCGAUAUUAUGAGGUUUUACAGAGCGGAGUCCGUCAGGUCGUGGAGCAGGUGGCCAAAGACGAUUCCUGUGAUAAAAUCCUUAAAACGUUCCACGAGAAGCUGAAGCUGAACUGAGCUGCUCACACUUCCUCAGCAGACUGAAGGUUCAACAUCACAUCAUUUUUACUGAUAGAGCUUCCAGUCACGGCAGGUAGAAACGAAC